AUGCCAUUUGUAUUUCUCCAACUGUUAUCACCUAGAACGAUGGCUUGCCCAACACCUGAAAAGUUUUUCAAAGUCCUCACGUCACCGGCACUACCGGCAGGUACUUUCAAAGGUGCUCUAGCGUUGGUGACCGGAGGUGGUACAGGACUUGGUAAGGCGAUUGCCACAAUGUUCUCACAACUGGGUGCCGAUGUUGCAAUUGCUGCCAGAAGAACUGAUGUCUUGGCCGCCACAGCUGCUGAAAUUCGUUCCAAAACUGGAGGCAAGUGUGAGGGAUUCCGCAUGGACGUCAAAGAUCCAGCUAUUGUGUCACAGUCUAUUGAUGAGAUCACGAAGAAAUUCGGUAAGUUGCCCAAUAUCGUCGUUAAUAACGCAGCAGGCAACUUCAUUAUGGCAACCGAAAGGCUGUCACCAAACGCAGUAAAAGCAGUUGUCGAUAUCGUGUUGAUUGGCAGCAUGAAUGUGACAACGGAAGUAUGUAGAAGAGCAAUGAAGAUCAACCAAGGAUGCACCGUGUUGAGCAUCACGACGCCUUAUGCCAGGCACGGCGCUGCUUUCGUUGUUCCCUCCGCAAUCUCAAAAGCAGGAGUAGAAAACAUGACGAGAUCGCUGGCUUCCGAAUGGGCAAAAUAUGGCAUGAGGUUUAAUGUGAUUGCACCAGGACCCAUCAAGACAGAGGGAGCGUUUUCUCGUCUGUCAACGGCGGCACCAGAAGAUAUGGAAACGGCAAGUGCGACUACAGUUCCCGUUGGCAGAAUAGGAAAGCCGGAAGAACUUGCUAACCUUGCCGCAUACAUGUGCUCAGACUAUGCAAGUUGGCUGAACGGAGCGAUUGUCGAUUUCGAUGGUGGACAACAAUACUUGAAUCAUAAUUCUUCAUUUGGUGCACAUCUACACGAAAUG
Messenger RNA from Cylicostephanus goldi, 903 nucleotides. The record is from the annotation of a GenBank genome assembly. Lineage: Eukaryota; Metazoa; Nematoda; Chromadorea; Rhabditida; Strongylidae.